AUGCGUCCCCUAACACCACUCCUCACCCUCCUCCCCCUUCUCCCCUUCACAACCGCCCACCCAACCCACCAACUCCAAACCACAACCAGCACAACCAACACCACAACCGAGCUCCGCGCCCUCCCCCUCGUAAUCUGGCACGGCCUCGGCGACCAAUACCAGAGCCCCUCGCUGCAACACCUGAUCAAAGUCGCCGAAGACGCCAAUCCGGGAACCUACACCUACCUCAUCCACCUCUCCCCCACCAGCGCCGGCGACCGCCAAGCAACCUUCCUAGGCAACCUUACAGAGCAAAUCGCCUCCGUCUGCUCCCAACUCCUCCAAGACCCCAUCCUCUCCACCGCUCCCGCCAUCAACGCCCUGGGCUUCUCCCAAGGCGGGCAAUUCCUGCGCGGCUACAUCGAACGCUGCAACGCUCCGCCCGUCCGCACGCUCAUCACCCUGGGCAGCCAGCACAACGGCAUCUCUCAAUUCCAAUCCUGCGCCUGGAACGACUUCAUCUGCCGGGGGGCGGAAGCCCUCCUCCGCUCCGGCCGAUGGUCAACCUUCGUACAGGGCCGGCUCGUCCCCGCGCAGUAUUUCCGGGACCCCGAACCCAGCGAAAUGGAGGAGUACCUCAAGCAUAGCAAUUUCCUGGCCGACGUGAACAACGAGCGGGUGGUGAAGAAUGAAACCUAUAAGGAGAACCUGGGGAAAUUAGAGAAAUUCGUCAUGUACAUGUUCGAGAAGGAUCGGAUGGUGGUACCGAAGGAGUCAAGCUGGUUUGGAGAGGUAGAUGGGGAAUCUGGCGGUGUAGUGGGAGUCAGGGAGAGGAGUAUUUAUAAGGAAGAUUGGAUCGGGCUGAGGGAAUUAGAUGAACGGGGUGGGUUGGUGUUUAGGACACUCAAGGGCGGGCAUAUGGAGUUUGAUGAGGAGGAGCUGGUGGACAUUUUCAGAGAGUUCUUGGGACCCAUUGAAGUGGAGAUUCCUGAUGAUGAGGUUGAAAUUGAUGAGAAGAAGAUGAGGUUGGUGAGUCAGGGAGGUUACUACUAG
Molecule: messenger RNA, 1032 nt
Organism: Aspergillus tubingensis
Lineage: Eukaryota; Fungi; Ascomycota; Eurotiomycetes; Eurotiales; Aspergillaceae
Product: palmitoyl-protein thioesterase family protein
Exons: 1
Coding region: 1-1032 (343 amino acids)
Cellular component (GO): lysosome
Molecular function (GO): thiolester hydrolase activity; palmitoyl hydrolase activity
Source: RefSeq, a predicted model, not a curated record